CUUCUCCGUCUGGCCCUACGAUCCCCCUCCAUCGUCAUCAUCAUUUACCCCCCAUCAUAAUUCUCGACUGCAAUGGCCCAGGCUGGGCCUAGCAGACUCGGCGGCAGCGAGCCGCCAGGCGGUGGGCCCGCUCCUUUGAUCCGGCUCCGCUCCAAAGCCCCGCUGCCCCUCUUCACCUGCCCUCACCCAAUCCCUGCGGCCUCUUCCACAAUAGGGGACAGCCUCAAGCUUUCAGUACUCCGCCUGCUCACGGGAGAGGUCAAUGAACGAUCCUCCACUGCGCCCAUGACAGAGUCCGAGCUUCUCAAGCUGAGGACUAUUCACGGCUGGCGAAUGGAGAUGAUUGCAUUGGAGCUGCGUCAGAAUGUCUUGAUUGCGCCCGAGACGAGGGAUAGGAUCGGCGAAGGGGUCGAGGAUGACAUGGAGGGGUUUGAGCUAGCCGACGAUGCGGACUGUGGGCUAUUGGAGGCUGACGAUGAAGUCUUGAUCCGCCUCAAGCCGGCAUUCAGCCUUGCCGACCUUCACCUGCCCACGCUCGCCGCCAACCAUCAUUACGCUCUACCAGCUGGAGCCCUCACACGAGCAGGGACCCUUUCCAGCCCACCUCCGUACUCCCAAGUCAACGUCAAGCGCGCCGCAGAGCCAUCAAGCCAUAGCUCGAGCGUUCAGGGGCAGCCUAAUGUCAAUUUCCACGCUCGCCAAUGGCGAAGCUAUGCAAAUGGACCACGAGUGGUGACGGCAGGAGCUGUUACCAAUUCUACACCCGCUGAGAUCAAAGAGGCAAAGAGAGCUGCAAGAGCUACGUCCAAUCCAGCAUUGGCUGGUCCAUCACGGCCGCUCGGCCUGGGCAUGGGCGUUGAGCCUCCCGCGGCCAUCCCAUCUGCGACAACCUACAAGCAGCCUCCUGCCAAGCAGCGCAAGUCCAAAUCGACCAGCGUCGAUCAAGGCCCUUCUGCUCCAGCGCAGAGCAGUCUAGUCCCACUUGUCUCACCGCCCCUUUCCGCAAACACACCAGCUCCUUCGUCAAGUGCUGCGGCUGCGCCGCCUCCGCCUCCUGCUCAGCGCAAAGCCAGCGCCUCCAGAUUGGCUCCCAUCAGAAGCGGAUCUGCAACAGACCGCAACGCCUCGGGAGCCACCCCUCCCUCCCCUGCCACCGCAAGCCACUUUGCCGUCGGCAGCACGUCCAACGGCAGCACAGGCGGCGGUGCGGACUCAAUGCCCCUCACCGCUCUCGUCAUCGGCCCAGGCGUACAAGGUACCGUAGGGCGAGGCUCGAAUGCUGCAAUGGGUCAUGCCGGCCCCGCGGCACAGGCAGGCAACGGGACUCCAUCGUCCUCUGAUGUGGCAGGCGAUUACGGCAACGCCAAGGCCUUUGCGAGCUUCACGGCUGCAGGUGGGGAAGUUCAGCAUCGCUCCAAGCCGCCGAGAAGGCAAUCCUCCUCGCAUAGUACCGCGGAAGACAAGAGAAAGGUAUCCCAGCAUGGAAGGACGAGGAGUCAAGAGGUAGCCGGAGAGGAGGGCGGCGACGCUGGUGAGCCGGCAAGAAUGGCUGUCGAGGCAGCACAGAAGCGGGCAGCGGCGGCGAGGGCGGCGCUACAAGCUGCAGCGAACGGAGGGUACGGCACCGAGUCGUCUGCGAUUGUGAGCAGCCCCGACCCGUCAGCUCAGAAAGAGACGGUCGCCCCUCUAUCCUCUCCACCUGUCUCGCCGCCUGCACCUGUCCCGAAGGCCUCGCGCCCCGCAGGCGGCAAAGAGCGCAAGGCCUCUUCUUCAUCAGCCAACAAGCCAAGGCGAGAGCGCGUCGAGCUACCCGAGCCGCCUGUCCUCCCACCUAUAACCAACUUGGCGCCCUUCCCUGGAGCGCAGGGUGAGAGACAGCGAGAGACAUUGCCUCCCAUGCCGACGCCUGCGGACGUGGGAAGGGGAGCACCAGCCCUGGGACGCAAAGAAAGCUCGAAUAGAGGCGUUGGCGAAGUUCAAAAUGGACAUGCGCCCCAGAGACGACCUACGCUUGACGAACGUUUGCCCUCCUCCAGCGAUGCCGGUACACCCGGAGCAGGCACGCCUACGCCCACGACAUCACGCUCUGUGUCGCCCGUCGUGGUUGCGCGACGUCCUUCCGGCAACGGCAGGCUUGCCAGCACGGGCGCUGAGAGCAAUGGUAGUGGCACAUCCAAGAAGGAGGGUGGUACGAGUCGUUUGGCUAGGCUGGCUGCGCCAGGUCUGGGACUCGGUGGAUUUGGGAGGAAGAGUUCCAAGACAAGUGUGCCAAAGGCGACGGCUGAUGAGGACGCGAAUGGCGACGGUGGAGUCGAGGAGCUUGCCUCCAACCCUACCGAAGUGCAGCUUCACGACGCCGACAGCCAUGCCAACGGCGUCGAGUCCUCCGCGAUUGCAAGCCGCGAAGACGACACGCCUCCCUCAUCCGCCAAACUCAGCAAAGCUGAACGACGCUAUCUGGACUACCAAAAGCAGCAGCAAGCCGAAGUCUCUCGCCAACAAGCAGCAGAGCGCGAUCGCCUCGCGGCUAUGGAGCGGGAGAAGCGUGAGAAGCGCGAGAGGAGGAAGAAGCGCGAAGAGGAGGAGAGGGAGCGUAAGCAGAAGGAGAAGGAUGAGGUCUGGCAGGAGAUCAGAAGGAGAGCGGCUGUCGAGAAGGAGAAGGAGAAGGAGAGAGAGAGGGCCGCCAGACCCGGAGGAAUGGAUAGGAAGCAAAGUAGUGCUAGCGGGGUGGUAGCGGCUGCCGAAAACGAUGGUGGCCAAGGUGAGCCUCUGAGCGGCGGACGAUCGUAGGGGACGAUGAUGACGAUGGGGAUGUGGUAUUUAUGUGAAGAUUUACAGUGAUGACCUAUCAACGGAAACGCUCUUUCAUGAAAUGUACAGUACUCCGUCGCACGCGACCUUCAGUUCUUCUUUCUCCUCUUAUUCGCGCCUGGCCCAUUGCUUCCCUCCUUCUUUCCCCUCGAGGCUCCAGGAUCGGCACUCCCGUCCCUCUCCUUCUUCUCCUUCUUGACAGCCUUGUCCUUGCUCGCCUUCUUCUUGGUCUCUUCCUCUUCCGCCUGCCUGGCCAAGCAGUCCGAGCAGAUCCACUGCUCCGGCAAAGGUGGGUGGACUCCCACGCAAUCGAGGUGGAACCACUCGUAGC
Molecule: messenger RNA, 3142 nt
Organism: Jaminaea rosea
Lineage: Eukaryota; Fungi; Basidiomycota; Exobasidiomycetes; Microstromatales
Exons: 2
Coding region: 73-2790 (905 amino acids)
Source: RefSeq, a predicted model, not a curated record